AAUUUAUGUGCCUUAAAUCCAUCAAAACCCGGGAUGACGCUUAGGUCAUCAAAAUAGUCCUGAGAUACGUACAGGUUGAGAGUGUCUGAUUUUUGGGGGCCCCCAAAGGCAGGGGGCCAUGGAGACAGGCUUCCAAGAGUCUGGACAGACCUGACUCUGCACACACGCUUUUGGUGCUCACCCUUCCUGCCACUGGGAACCUUUUGUCUUAUACUCUCUUUGGAUCCCCCAGCCCCUGCAUAGGGCUGGGUGUGUAACUGGGACUGAACACUGGAAAUCACCUCAUGAAGCCCGUUCUUGGUGUCUAGGGUGGCCUCCCCUGGAGGUGGAAGGUGGCAGGACUCGCAUAGCAAAGACCCCUUACUAAGGCCAGCAAUCCUGAUCCCUGAUUCAGGAACUGACGUCCCAGUGAUCCUUUCACUAGUUGGGACUCCUGGUGGCAAGUGACAGAAAGGAAGGGGGCGGACUGGCUCAAGUCAGCAGGCAUGAGGGCCCCGCUCUCCUCCUCUGUGCAGCUCCCACCUCGGGCAGCACUCCCGCUCCCAGCCUCGGUUCAAUCUGUCAGCAGCCCCAGGAACAGAGCCUGCCUCACCCCCUGCAGCUGAGUAAACAUCGUAGACUAGAGUCUCCUGGGCCCAUCCUGGGCGUGGGGCCCGUCAGAGUGUCCUGGGCUCAUCCUGGGUAUGGGCCCAUCACGGUGGCUGGGAGGAUGCUGGAGCCCAGGGAUGCACCACUUCGGCCAGCCCGGUGCCCCGCCUUGGAUCCCGUGUCUAAACAGCCUGGAGUGGAGGAGGGUGGUUCCUGAGAACAGCUGGAUGUUGGGGCAAGCAGGAGGGGGGCCGUGCUGGCUUGCGUGUCCACCAUGCACGCCCGUCGUCACAGCUACCUCGGCAGCAUGCACAGCCGUCUCAGCCUGCAUCUUCUCUGGGCCUGGAGGGCAGCUGGGCGAGCACCGCAGUGGAUGUCAGUGAGGUUGGCUCAGCAUGUCGGUCAGCGUCCAUGAGACCCGCAAGUCGCGGAGCAGCACGGGCUCCAUGAAUAUCACGCUGUUCCACAAGGCCUCGCACCCCGACUGCGUGCUGGCGCACCUCAACACGCUGCGCAAGCACCGCAUGUUCACGGACGUCACGCUCUGGGCCGGCGACCGCGCCUUCCCCUGCCACCGCGCCGUGCUCGCCGCCUCCAGCCGCUACUUCGAGGCCAUGUUCAGCCACGGCCUGCGGGAGAGCCGCGACGACACGGUCAACUUCCAGGAGAACCUGCACCCUGAGGUGCUGGAGCUGCUGCUGGACUUCGCCUACUCGUCCCGCAUCGUCAUCAACGAGGAGAACGCCGAGUCGCUGCUCGAGGCGGGCGACAUGCUGCAGUUCCACGACGUGCGCGACGCGGCCGCCGAGUUCCUGGAGAAGAACCUGUUCCCGUCCAACUGCCUGGGCAUGAUGCUGCUGUCGGACGCCCACCAGUGCCGGCGGCUCUACGAGUUCUCGUGGCGCAUGUGCCUGGUGCACUUCGAGGCCGUGCGGCAGAGCGAGGACUUCAACAGCCUGUCCAAGGACACCCUGCUGGACCUCAUCUCCAGUGAUGAGCUGGAGGCCGAGGACGAGCGCGUGGUCUUCGAGGCCGUCCUGCAGUGGGUCAGGCACGACCUGGAGCGGCGCAAGGCCCACCUGCCUGAGCUGCUGCGCAGCGUGCGGCUGGCCCUGCUGCCGUCCGACUGCCUGAAGGAGGCCGUGUCGGGCGAGGCCCUGCUCAUGGCCGACGAGCGCACGCGGCUCAUCGUGGACGAGGCGCUGCGCUGCAAGGCCCGCAUCCUAGAGAACGACGGCGUGGUCACCAGCCCCUGCGCCCGGCCGCGCAGGGCCGGGCACACGCUGCUCAUCCUCGGGGGCCAGACCUUCAUGUGUGACAAGAUCUACCAGGUGGACCACAAGGCCAAGGAGAUCAUCCCCAAGGCGGACCUGCCCAGCCCCCGCAAGGAGUUCAGUGCCUCGGCCAUCGGCUGCAAGGUCUACGUGACCGGGGGCCGGGGCUCCGAGAACGGGGUCUCCAAGGACGUGUGGGUGUACAACACCGUCCACGAGGAGUGGUCCAAGGCGGCGCCCAUGCUCAUCGCCCGUUUCGGCCACGGCUCGGCCGAGCUGGAGAACUGCCUCUACGUGGUCGGGGGGCACACGUCCCUGGCUGGCGUCUUCCCAGCCUCGCCGUCUGUCUCCCUGAAGCAGGUGGAGAAGUACGACCCCGAGGCUAACAAGUGGACGAUGGUGGCCCCACUGAGGGAUGGCGUCAGCAAUGCCGCGGUCGUGAGCGCCAAGCUGAAGCUCUUUGUCUUCGGGGGGACCAGCAUCCACCGGGACAUGGUGUCCAAAGUCCAGUGCUACGACCCCGCAGAGAACCGGUGGACGAUCAAGGCCGAGUGUCCCCAGCCUUGGCGGUACACCGCUGCCGCCGUCCUGGGCAGCCAGAUCUUCAUCAUGGGAGGCGACACGGAGUUCACAGCCGCCUCGGCCUACCGCUUCGACUGCGAGACCAACCAGUGGACGCGGAUCGGGGACAUGACUGCCAAGCGCAUGUCCUGCCACGCCCUGGCCUCGGGCAACAAGCUCUACGUGGUGGGGGGCUACUUCGGGACCCAGCGGUGUAAGACCCUGGACUGCUAUGACCCCACCUCGGACACGUGGAACUGCAUCACCACCGUGCCGUACUCGCUCAUCCCCACGGCCUUCGUCAGCACCUGGAAGCACCUGCCCGCAUGAGGCGCACCUGUAGAGCCCAACCAGACGCUGUGUGUUUCUCCCCACCCCACGGCUGCAGCCCUCACUGUUGCACGGUGGCCCUGACCCUGUCUGCCAUGGCGGGAAGCUCAGCCCAGCCCCAGGCCAGUACUCCGAGCAGCCGGAAGCCGGCCCCACCAGCUCUGGGCGGCUUCAGGGGCUGCUCUGAGCUUCAGAGAAGAAAAUCCGUCUCCAGCGCCCUGUGUGUCUGGCCAAGGCCUUUCCUGCUUUGCAGUGGUUUGCGGGGGAGAGGACCUUUCAAGGGGGGCGUGGACGGACGCCAGGACUCCCUCAGCCUCGGGGAGAAGGACACGUUUGCAGAGCUUUGAGGUCACCUAUUUCAGCAAGUUCUGGACUGGGAUGGGGGGGCUGGGUGGGUGUGGGGGGGUGUCCCUGAAGGGGUGGGUGUGGCAGCACUGACAGCAUGGUCUUUGGCUCAGGGCUUCCCUGUUGGUGUUGUAAUGUCUCCCCACAGAUGAUGUCCCAGGCCUCUGGGAAACAGGUGCAUCGGGGCUGAGAGCAGAUUGUGCCGCGGAGAAAUUCAGCACAUUAAGGGAGGGAACCCUUCAGUGGCGCCCACCAGUCUCCGUUAGCAAAUGACACCCAGACCCCCAGGGUUAAUAGGCCCCUCCCCAGAGUCGGGCCUUGCCCCCAGUGACCUCACCACCUCCUGGUCAGGCCAGCUACACCCUAGGAUACUGUGCCUAGGUGCAGAUGCACGUGGAGACCAGGGGAUGCCCCAUCACCUCCCCUCAGAGCCCAGCCCAAGAGGCAGCAAUGACCCCAUCUCCUGACAGGAGCACGGUCACCCUAGAAUAUGGCGCUACCCUCCAAGACCAGCAACAGAUAUGAGCUGGGGACCACAGAGGGACUCCAGGGUGCCCACUAUAGAUCCCACCAGGGCCGGACACAUCUCAACUUGGAGGAUGACAAGGCCCAUGAUGCCGGCCCCCCAUCCAGUGCCCGCUGUCCUCUGACAUCUUGCCCUUCCAGCUGGUAAUGGGAUCUGGCCCCUUUGCCCCCUGAGCUCAAAAACAAUGGUCCCAAGAAAACUGCCAACCAUUUGUUCAUUUCUUCCACCUCCCAAGUCAUUGGGUACCUCACAGGUACAACCUCAGCAUCUGGGGUUCUGGAGAGGUUGGCUCCUGCCAGCAGCCCUCCUCACACCUAGUGUUAGAGUUUCUGGGCUGGUCCUUCGCUUGCCCCAGUGCAAGGCCAUGAGCUGCCACUUGGGAAAAAGUCAAAAGCGGACGGCACAUCUCCAGGUUCUUUGGACCCCACAGACCCCACCUGUAUGAGAGGCCAACCUCUUGCUCUCGGUGCUUCAUCUCAGCCACCUAGAAGCCAGGUGGCUAGUCCCAGGAGAUGGCUCAGCCUGAGAUUUGGGGAGGCCCUGGGGCUGGUGGGGAAGCAGCAGCCCCAGGUCCAGAGCCCACACUGCCUGGAGGGGCCCCUGUGGCCUGUUGCAUUGCUGAGCCGAGUUAAGCACAGAUCUCACAGCACAGAGGACCUCAUAGUGGUGCUUUUCCCAAAAGUUGUGUUGCUUUUAUCCAUUUUUAACUUAAUAAAAGAGUUGAGAAAAA
Messenger RNA from Balaenoptera musculus (blue whale), 4354 nucleotides. It is a transcript of the gene KLHL25, whose product is annotated as kelch like family member 25. Bases 984 to 2753 code for a protein of 589 amino acids. NCBI's taxonomy places the organism in Eukaryota, Metazoa, Chordata, Mammalia, Artiodactyla, Balaenopteridae. The transcript has 3 exons. Gene Ontology annotation, molecular function: protein binding. The record is from RefSeq and is a predicted model, not a curated record.